Molecule: messenger RNA, 600 nt
Organism: Striga hermonthica
Lineage: Eukaryota; Viridiplantae; Streptophyta; Magnoliopsida; Lamiales; Orobanchaceae
Source: the annotation of a GenBank genome assembly
AUGAAGAUAAAGAAAAGGUAUUACGGCGAAACACUCGUGCUUUCAAGAGAUCCAUGGGAAAAAGGCAUCAACUGGACAUAUGAAAACCAGUUCUUGAGGCUGCAUCCAUGGGAAAAAGGCAUUACGGCGGAACACCCGUGCUUUCAAGAGAUCCAAAUCUGGAUUCAAGCGUGGAAUAUCCCCAUUCAUUGGGUAUCCACAGAAGUGGGAGUUAAAUUUGGCAGAAUAUUUAAAAGAACCAUAGAUGUCUCUGUCCCUCAAGUCGGCCCUCUGGCAGGGAAAUGCUUAAGACUUAAGGCGGUUAUAGAUGUGAAUCAACCCUUGCUCAGGUGCACAUACUUGAAAAUGGGGGAGACCAGAAUUCAAAUCCAAUUCAAAUACGAGAGGCUGGUAAAUUGCUGUUUCUAUUGUGGAUACCUGGGACACCUUGACAAAAGCUGUGAAAAAAGAGCAACUGACAUUGCCAAUGGAUGUCUUGCAAAAGGCCUCUAUGGGGAAUGGUUGAAAGCGCAGGAUAUAGUGUACUACUCAACUCAGAGUGCGACUUUCAACAACAUCAACUCCAGAGAUUCUUCUCAAUCCCCAAAUGCAUCCUCUUAA